This is a messenger RNA of Sardina pilchardus (European sardine), 1588 nucleotides long. RefSeq lists its product as uncharacterized. NCBI's taxonomy places the organism in Eukaryota, Metazoa, Chordata, Actinopteri, Clupeiformes, Clupeidae. The record is from RefSeq and is a predicted model, not a curated record. Bases 194 to 1243 code for a protein of 349 amino acids. The transcript has 3 exons.
GAUCCUCCUUGAUGGCUCCUCUCCAGUACAGCUGUGUGAGGCUGUCUGUUCCUGUGUGGCUGGCCAGGUACUUUGCAAUCACAAUGUUGCCCUGCUCUACCAGACUGCACAUUAUUCACAGCUCCAACUUAGUGCUGUACCACCCGUCCGGAGCUGCACUGAGACAGAGCAACGCUGGCACAAGCCACGGACCAUGGGUGUUAAGCCAGGCCGAGUUAGGGAUAUGGUUGUGAUGGCGGCUAAACCAAAACAGAGGACUGUAGGAAGUGGUGUAAGAAGCACACUGUAUAAAGCAGUGCAGGGGGAGCUGCCUGAUCCAGACAUGCUGAAGGUGGCAGAGGUCUACGCUGACUUCCCUGCUACAUUGGCGCCACUCAUCACCACCAUGGCAAUCAGCUCAGAUAUCCCUCUGGUCCAGUCAGCGCUUGGACAAGUCCAGGAGGGAAGUCUUAUUGCAAUGCAGCACCCGGUAACCCUCAGUAGAAAUGUCCAGUAUUAUCCAGAUGCUCCUCCACCACCACCUUUACCGUUGGCUGAUUACAGGAUGGAACCCACGGCCUGCCAGUUUGUUUGCAGCUUCCAACAACAGCUGCAUCUGGUCUCUCUGCAAACAAGUUUGGAAACUGCCAGACAGGUGGAGGCUUCUACUCGGGACCAAAGCCUCUCUGUGGAGUGGUAUCGAGUUAGGAGCCUACGUGUAACAUCGUCCCACUUCAGAGAGGUCUGCCAUGUACGAGGUAACAGUACAGCACAACAGCUUGCAGAGAGGAUGAGAAAGGGUGUGGUUCAGACUGCUGCUAUGAAGAGGGGCCUGGCACUGGAGCCGGUUGCUGUUGAGGAGUACUGCAGGGUCAAGAACCUCAACUAUUGGCCCUGUGGAUUUGUAAUCCAUCCUGAUGCCCCCUGGUUAGGCUGUUCCCCUGACGGCAUUGUGUUUGAUCCCUUAGAAAACCCUCCAUUUGGCUUGGUGGAGAUCAAAUGCCCCAAUGCUAAGAGCUAUGUCGACUGCAAGUACUUAAAAUCAAAUGGUGACACUAUGUCACUAAAACGGCAGCAUGCAUACUAUUGGCAGGUUCAGGGGCAACUUCUCAUCACUGGCAUGGAAUGGUGUGACUUUGUUGUCUUUGCAGAAGAUGACAUGGUCAUACAAAGGAUAUACAGAGACAAGGAGAUUGCUGAAGUGAUACGAGAGAAGGGAGAUCACUUUUUCUUUUAUUUUUACAUGGCUGUUUGUUUAAGAUAAAAAAAUAAUCUUUACUUUCUUACAGAUUGUUCUAUUUACAUUCUGUCUUGAGUUUACAAUUGUUGUUAUUCUAGAUUACCCAACUUUUUGAAUCAGUUGAAGUAAAUCAGUUCAAGUUAUAGAUUUGUAAAAAUGAACAAUAACAUCUCUACAUUCUGUAAUGUUUGGGGUGUCAACAGCAAGACAUCAGUUCAAGUUGAAUACAUAUCUACACAAAAUGAACAAUAACAUCUCCACACCUGGUGAUAUUUGUGCACCUGUAAAAAUGAACAAUAACAUCUCUACAUUUGGUGAUAUUUGUGCACAUGUAAAAAUUAAUAAUAACAUCUCUACAUCUGGUGGUGA